Carassius auratus (goldfish) is the source of this 1059-nucleotide messenger RNA. Its product is annotated as CD209 antigen-like protein D. NCBI's taxonomy places the organism in Eukaryota, Metazoa, Chordata, Actinopteri, Cypriniformes, Cyprinidae. The transcript is spliced from 5 exons. The record is from RefSeq and is a predicted model, not a curated record. The coding region runs from base 73 to 978 and encodes 301 amino acids.
GUGAGCUUUUAGCAUCUCAUGCCAAACCUGAAUGAAAACUAAAAGCAGAGAACGGUCAAUGUGAAGAGAACAAUGAUUAGAAUUAGCAGAAAAUGUAUAUUGCUGGAUGUUAAAAGAGCAAAAAUGUCUGAUGUGAUCAGAUCUGAGUCUGAGAGAGCGGAGAUUACGGUCGUUAUCUAUGAGAGUGCAGAUUGUGUGAAAGAUCAUGACUUCAGGACAGAGACAAACACACAGCAACCACAACAGCAAACAGGAAGUGAUUCAGUGAAGAUCAGAAGCUCCAGAGCAGCUGCAGUGUGUUUGGUUCUGCUGUCUGUUCUUCUGCUGACUGCAGUCACAGCGCUGUGUGUCCACAUCUAUACAAACAACACAAACUACACACAAGAGAGAGAUCAGCUACUAACCAAGAUUAACAGCCUCACAGAAGAGAGAAACCAGCUACUAACCAAGAUCAACAGCCUCACAGAAGAGAGAGGCCAGAUGUUGACCAACACUACUAACCUGAGUGAUGAGAGAGAAUGGCUACAAACUAACAACAGCAACCAUAUUCAAUUAAACAAACAGUUAAAUCAAGAGAAAAAUGAACCGUUUGAGUGUUUUAAUGGAAUGGAUGGAUGGUUAUACUAUAAAUGUAGUUUUUACUACUUUUCCUCUGAGACAAAGAGCUGGACUGAGAGCAGAAGAUACUGUACAGAGAGAGGAGCAGAUCUGGUCAUCAUAAACAACACAGAGAAACAAAAAACUGUUGAUAAAAUGCGAGAUGGCAAGACUGGAUUCUGGAUUGGUCUGACUGACAGUGAAGAAGAGGGCAACUGGAAAUGGGUUGAUGGCAGCACACUGACCUCUGGGUUCUGGGGGUUUGGACAGCCCGGUGGAAAUACAAGCGAGAAUUGUGCUGUGUCUUAUUCAUCAGUGUUUCAUGACUAUUCAUGUAACACCAAUUUUAAAUGGAUCUGUGAGAAGAACAUUUUGGAAUGAACACUUAAAGACCAGGAUUUUUUUAUAAUUUAUCAUUAGUUAUUUUUUAUAUUGUAGAUAAUACUUUUUUUUACUAUUAAA